UUAACAGAUAAAUACUACUGGGAGUACAAAUCGGUCCCGAGAAGGAAAAAAACAAAAAAAAAGAACAUCAUCAUGUUUUUGGUAGCACCAGCAGCGGUAAAAGCACCGAUACAAAUAGCAGCAUCCUUUACAUCGAGAUUCUCGCCUCUCUCGUUUUCUAAAUCUCGUUCGUGUUUAAACAACACUCUAUAUAAAACCAGUAGCACUCAUUUUACUGGUGCAUCGCAUCUCUCUGUAUCUACUACACCUCUUCGUCGUGAAUCUCGCUGUUUCGCUGCCAUGGCUACUGCUGAUGAUACUACUAUGGAUGCUGUUCAGAGACGCCUCAUGUUCGAUGACGAGUGUAUUUUGGUGGAUGAGAAUGAUCGUGUUGUUGGUCAUGAAAGUAAAUACAAUUGUCACUUGAUGGAGAAUAUUGAAUCCAAAAAUUUGCUUCACCGAGCUUUCAGUGUGUUCUUGUUCAACUCAAAAUAUGAGUUGCUUCUUCAGCAACGUUCUGCCACCAAGGUAACAUUCCCUUUGGUUUGGACAAACACCUGUUGCAGCCACCCUCUGUACAGGGAGUCCGAGCUUAUCGAGGAAAAGGCAUUAGGGGCAAGAAACGCCGCACAGAGGAAGCUUCUAGAUGAGCUCGGUAUUCCUGCUGAAGAUGUUCCUGUUGAUCAGUUCUUGCCUGUGGGUCGUAUUCUGUACAAAGCACCAUCUGAUGGCAAGUGGGGAGAACACGAAUUGGAUUACCUUCUUUUUAUUGUCCGUGAUGUGAAAGUAAAUCCCAACCCUGAUGAAGUUGCUGACAUCAAAUAUGUGAACCAAGAUCAACUGAGAGAGUUGCUGAGAAAAGCUGAUGCGGGUGAGGAAGGCUUGAAACUAUCCCCAUGGUUCCGACUAAUUGUGGACAAUUUCUUGUUCAAUUUUUGGGACCAUGUUCAGAAAGGAACCCUCAAGGAAGUUGCUGAUAUGGAAACGAUUCACAAAUUGACUUGAAAACAACAGAAUUGCUCUCCUAUGGAAAUUCCUGAUGAAUAAAACUAGUGCCUGGAAUUGCAUAGGGGUAGGUUAGGGUUUCAAUCCGAACUAGUAGGCACAUCUGUGACUUUUGUAUUUGAGACUAAAACUGCUGUCCACCGCAUAGGAGUAGUUCAGGAUUUUCAUUUGAACUCACUAUGUGAGUUUGCAACUUUUUUUAAAAAACUCUGUAUCAUCAGUUUUGACCUAUGGUAAAUGUCUUGGAUUGGAAGCUUA
Messenger RNA from Daucus carota subsp. sativus, 1242 nucleotides. RefSeq names its product isopentenyl-diphosphate Delta-isomerase I. The coding region runs from base 73 to 984 and encodes 303 amino acids. The record is from RefSeq and is a predicted model, not a curated record. Lineage: Eukaryota; Viridiplantae; Streptophyta; Magnoliopsida; Apiales; Apiaceae. Gene Ontology annotation, biological process: isopentenyl diphosphate biosynthetic process; isoprenoid biosynthetic process. Gene Ontology annotation, cellular component: cytoplasm. The transcript has 6 exons. Gene Ontology annotation, molecular function: isopentenyl-diphosphate delta-isomerase activity.